Messenger RNA from Ostertagia ostertagi, 6444 nucleotides. The record is from the annotation of a GenBank genome assembly. NCBI's taxonomy places the organism in Eukaryota, Metazoa, Nematoda, Chromadorea, Rhabditida, Trichostrongylidae.
AUGCCGAGUAUUCUUGUUGAAACCGGCUUUCUCAGCAACAAAGAAGAAGAAGAAUACCUGAACAGCAAUAAGGGGCAGGAAGAAGUGGUAGCCGAUAUUGUUGAAGGGUUCAGAAAAUACAAGCAGUCAAUGGAAAAUAAGGGCAGCAAGCCGGCGGCUGCUAACGACGUAGAUAUUCCCAAAAAUUCUUUUGCCACCAUCAGUUCGGAUCUGCUGGGCGCCGCUACGCUUACCAUUACCCGUGGCGACAGCAAAGACCUGAUGAAAAACGGCGAUACCCUGCUCACCCAGAACACGUCCGGCUUUAUUGACGGCAUACAAGCCUCGCUGAACCCUGCACUGACCUCUGUAAACGGCGCAGUUCAGAGCCUGGACUCCCUCUUAAAAGUAAUCGGCACCUAUUUUGACCCCGCCACCAAGAAUAAUUUCCAUGCCAUCAUUGGCAAUCUUACCAAAAGCUCUGCAGAACUGCAGAUAAUGCUGAACUCACAAACAGGCGACCUGGCCAAAACACUGGGCAAUGUAAAUGCGUUUACUGCCAACCUUGCCAAAAACAACAAUAAAAUAGACACCACGCUCAAUAACCUGGCCCAGGCAAGCGGUAAAUUUGCCAAUAUUAAAAUUGAUGAAACGCUCAGCAGCCUGCAGGGUGCGAAAAUAGACUCAGUAACCCAGCUGCAGAUGCUGGCCGGUCAUGUGGAACUGGAGCAGGAUAAUACAAAAUUCUAUUGCGACAGUGCCGUCAUUAAUAAACACCUGAACAUACUGGAGGCAUUUGGCAAUGUACACAUCAAUGAUGCAGACAGUAUCCACACCCGUGGCCAGUACCUGAUAUACCAUAUAGAUACCAAAACCGCUGUACUGAAGAAGAAAGUAUCGCUUACAGACGGCAAAGGCAUACUCACCACCGAAGAACUGCAGUACGACACGAAGGCCAAAACCGGCACUUACAAUACAGGCGGCAAAAUAGUGAACGGCAAAACAGUUAUUACCAGUAAAGAGGCCACUUAUUAUGGUGAUCUGAAAGACGUUUACUUUAAGAAAAACGUAGUAAUGAAAGACCCGGCUUAUGAUCUUACUACAGAUUCGCUGCUGUAUAAUACAGAUACAAAGAUGGCCACCUUCAUAACCAAAACCCUCAUUAAAGACAGCAGCGGCGCCAAUAUUGUUACUACAGACGGCUAUUACGAUAUGCAAAACCGGCGUGCCAGCUUUGGCAAAAGAUCGGUGAUUAAUGACGGGAAAGGCGUUACCCUCACCGGCGAUGAUAUUCAUACCGAUGACUCCACCGGCAUCACCAGCGUAAGGGGCAAUGCUGUAUUUAUAGACACUGCGCAGAAGAUAUCUGUAUUAUCCAACUUCUUUGAUAUCGACAAAAAGAAAAACAGCUUCCUCGCCACGCAGCGCCCGCUGAUGAUCAUCCAGCAGGACAAAGACUCUAUAUACGUUACGGCAGAUUCUAUGUACAGCGCCCGGAUAGCUGAUAUCAGGGAUUCUGCCUAUCGCAGUCUGGGGUACCUGAAUAUACCCAUACCCGCAAGAGACAGCACCGUAAAAAAAGACAGCCUGCUGCAGAAAAAAGCCAUUGCCGGUAAAGAAACCAAACUACCCAAAGACACUAUUAAGAAUACGGUUGUUGUGGGUGCAAAAGACAGCAGCGAUAUCCGCUUUUUCCAGUGCUACCAUCAUGUACGCAUAUUUUCUGAUUCAUUGCAAGCGGUAUGCGACAGCCUGUUUUACUCCGCCAGCGAUUCUGUGUUCCGCCUGUUUACCAAACCUAUUGUGUGGGCCAGCGGCAGCCAGGUAACCGGCGAUACUAUGUACCUUUUUACAAAGAACAAAAAAGCCGACCGUGUUUACGCUUUUGAAAACAGCCUGGCCAUCAAUAAGGCCGGGGAAAAUAUGUUUAACCAGAUAAGCGGUAAAACGCUGAACGGUUAUUUUAAAGACGGUUCCAUUGAUUAUAUGCGCACCAAGGGCUCCCCGGCCCAGAGUAUCUAUUACGCCAAAGAUGAAGGCGGCGCCAUUGUGGGUGUUAAUAAUGCCAGUGGCGAUGUAAUUGAUAUGCGCUUUGAAAACAAGGAGCUGAAGAAAGUGGUUUUUGUAAGAGAUGUCACCGGAUAUGCACAGGAAAAAACCGUGACCGGUAAAGUGCUCUCCGAUGGAGAAAAUGCGCCUUUGCCAGGUGUUACAGUGCGUGUAAAAGGCAGCAACAGGGUAAGCCAGACCAAUACUGAGGGCUUGUUUACCAUUAAAGCCAGCAAAGGGGAAACCUUGCUGCUUACCUAUGUUGGCUACGAUCUGGCCAGCAUUUCCAUAGGAGAUGGCACUAUGGUAUCGGUUAAAAUGAAAAAAACGGAUGCCCAGCUGGGCGAAGUGGUGGUAACCGCGAUGGAUAUUAAACGCAAUCCGCGCGAACUGGGUUAUUCUGUUCAAACUGUAAAAGGAUCCGACAUUGCGCAAACACAGAGAGAGAAUUUUGUAACCGGUUUACAGGGAAGGGUGUCCGGCCUCACGGUAACGCCCACAUCAGGAGCAGCGGGUGCCUCUGCAGGCAUUGUAUUGAGAGGUUUCAAUACGCUCUCGGGCAAUAACCAACCCCUGUUUAUUGUAGACGGUAUUAUACUGGAUAACCAGACGCUUAACUCCAAUUCACAAAGCGGCAGUGGUAUUGGCCUUGCCUCUGAUGGCAAUAACCGCAACAACGACAAUACCAACCGCAUCGCUGAUCUUAACCCCAACGAUAUAGAAUCAGUAACGGUGUUGAAGGGCCCGGAAGCAACAGCCUUGUAUGGCAGCCAGGCCAGUUCCGGCGCCAUUGUAAUUACCACAAAAAAAGGAAAAAGCACCAACAGCAAAUUGCUGUUAAACUAUGAUAACAAUUUCCGCUUGCAGAAAAUCACCCGCUACGGACUGGUGAACAAUGAUUACAGUCCGGGUACCAGCAAUAAUAUUCCGUUUGUAAGUCCCACCAUUGCUGGUUCAUUUACUUCAUUUGGGCCCGCCUGGAAAGCAGGUACACAACUGUACGAUAAUCUUCACCAGUUUUUCCGCACCGGGUUUUCCCAAACCCAUAACCUGAGUGCAGAAUUUGGCAGCCAGAAUGUGGGCUUCAGGGUCUCAGGUCAAUACUUCGACAGCAAGGGCGUUGUACCCAACAACAGCUAUAAAAGAUACAAUAUCAAAAUUUCCAACACUACCAGAAUCGGCAAAUACAUCACUCUUACACCAUCCAUUGGCUAUACCAAUGCAGAGAACCUGCGGCCGCUGAAAAGCUCUACUUCUACAGCAGGUGCUGGCGGCUACCUGGUAGAAUUGUAUCAGUGGCCGGCCAAUAAUGAUAUCAGGAAUUUUGAAGAUGCCAAAGGGAAUAAGCUGCUAACAUUUAACCCCAACCGCAACAGCGAUUUUGACAAUCCGCUGUGGAGCGCUAAAUACAACCGCAGCAGUGACGUAAACAAACGCAUCGUAGCAACGAUGGGUAUUGAUAUCAAUCCCUUUCCCUGGUUAUCUGUAGCCGGCAGGUUUGGUUAUGAUACUUACAAAAACGAUGGCUUUGUGUUUAUCCACCCCCAGUCAUUUAUGGUGAGCACCGCCAUUGCCGGCAGCCUUGACAAUUACUACCGUACCUAUACCGGCUACAACCAUACCAUUACCGCAACCGUUAAAAAGAAAAUCGGUGAUUUCUCCACCAGGUUACUGGUAGGUACCAUGUGGCAGGAUUUUCAGACAAAGCAAUUUGCGAUAUACGGUACCAACCUGAUUGACAGCACCCGCACCGACAGCAGCAACACGGCUAUAAACACAAGAAGGCGUUUGCUGAGAAACAACAGCGGGCAGCCCAAUGUGAACAUCUUCCGUGAAAUUGCUUAUUUCGGGGAAGCUUCCGUGGGGUACAAGAACGUCAUCUUUCUUACCUACUCUCACCGGUUUGAAAGUGCUUCGCCUAUUCCAAAAGCCAACCGCAAUUAUAACUAUCCCGGUGCCAGCCUCAGUGUUAUACUUUCUGAUAUGAUCCCGGCACUUAAAAGCCAGGACGUAGUAAACUAUAUUAAACUGCGCGGUUCGCUGGCCAGCACCGCCCGGUUGAACGACCCCUACUCCAACCAGGCCUUUUUUGUAAACAAUUUCAGCAGCACAGCAACAGCGCAAAGUUUUACUUACGGCUUUACCAAUGCCAACCCCGACCUUACGCCCGAACGGCAAAAGACCUACGAAGUUGGUAUGGAACUCAGGUUUCUUAACAAUGCUGUUUCACUGGAAGCAGCCUACUACAAUACGCUUUGCACCAACCAGAUUGCACAGGGGUACAGGGCCAGUUAUGCUACCGGUUUCAUCCUGAACACCCAAAACGCUGCUUCACUGCGCAACCAGGGUAUAGAACUAACGUUGAACCUUAACCCAGUAAAAAAACCAGACUUCACAUGGAAUAUUGGUUUUAAUUUCAGCCAUAUGUGGAGCAAAGUGCUUACGUUACCGGCAUCCAUCGACCUGUUAAAAGACUUUUACAACUCAGAUACCUAUAUCAGCAAUGUAAGAGCCGGCCUGGUGAGAAACUACUCUACCGGCACCCUUACCGGAUCUACCUACCAGCGCAAUAACGCCGGGCAGAUUCUAAUCGACCCGUCUACCGGUAUCCCUUUAACCACCGGGGCAGGCUCCAAUACAGUAAUUGCAGACAGAAUUCCGGACUUCACUUUAGGAACGCUGAAUACAUUCCGUUAUAAAAACUGGAACCUGAGUUUUCUAUGGGACCUGAAAGUGGGUGGUGAUAUCUACAACGGAACAGAUCAACUGCUCACCGGCCUUGGCAAAAGUGCCAGAACAGCCAACCGCGGUGUGCCAAUAGUGGUAGAAGGCGUUUUGAAUGAUCCUUUAAGAAACAGUGCUACGCCUACAGUAAAUACAUUACAGAUUAUACCCCAGUACCUGAGCACAUAUUAUACUACCAUGCCGGAUGAAGAAUUCAUCCAGAAAGAUGUAAACUGGUUCCGCCUGCGCGAUGUGACGCUGAGUUAUACGCUGCCGCAAAAAAUGGUAAAAAGGCUGCGGGCAUUUAAGGGACUGGGUGUUUUUGUUACCGGCAACGACCUGGUGCUGAUUACCAAUUAUUACGGUGCAGACCCCGCCGUGAAUGCCAAUAAUCCUGGCACCAAUGGUGUAGGCGGUUAUGAUGCGUAUUUGAAUCCCAAUGCACCGGUAAAAGUGCCUGUGGAAACCAUACUCCCGGGUGUGCUGGGCGGUUUUACCGCUUUCAACUCUGCAGCCGGCACCAAUUUUGGCCUGCAGAUAGACGAUGUAUUGCUGGGCCGUUACAUUCAAUACUGGGGCUCAACCACCAAUAACGAAAACUAUGGCGGCAUGGGCGGUACCGUAGGAAGUGAUAAUACCGGUGGCAUCUGGGGAACCGUUUAUUUUGGCCAGGGUGGCAAUGUAAACAAGAUCAUUGAAUGGGGCAUUGAAGACCAGAAAUGGGAUUUUGUGGGCGUUGCCUAUGCCAUCAGGGCAUGGGGCUGGCUGGAACUGACCAACCAGUACGGAGAUGCCAUUUUAAAAGAAGCUUUUAACACCAGCCAGUCGCAGUUUAAAUAUGAUACCCAACCAGAAUUUUAUGACAGCUGCAGGGCCAUCUGCUUCCGUGCGCUGAACUACCUCAACAGAACAGACGGCAAUGUAAAUCCUGCAAACCUGGCCAUCAGCGAUGCCUACUUUAAUGGUGGCGAUAUCAACAAAUGGAAGAAAUUUGUGUACGGUAUACUGGCGCGCUCUUUCAUUGAUUUAAGUGCCAAAGGAAUUUUUAAGACCAAUAAUUAUGCAGACUCCGCCAUAAAGUAUGCAACACUGGCCAUGAGCAGCAACAGUGAAAAUUCCAUGGCUACUUUUUCUUCUGCCAAUUCCAGCAAUGGAUUUAACAGUUAUUUCGGACCCACCCGUAACAAUAUCGGCACCAUCCGCCAGGGCGGCUAUAUUGCAGACCUGAUGUCUGGUGAGAACGCGGGCGCUUUCAAAGGCGCUUUUGACCCCAGGGCCUGGUACAAACUCAGUGAAAACGCCAAUGGCACAUUUAAAGGCGUAUCGCCAUGGCUGGGCGUAACGGAAUACAUGACUGGUGCAGUACCCACCGCCAACUAUCCCAAAAACUUUUGGCGCAAUGCUUCUGCGGUGCAAACAGUGGGCACAGAUGACAGUGCCCGUUACGUAUAUGGCAACCGCGGACCAUGGCCUAUAAUGACGGCUUCCGAAAUGCAAUUCAUUAAAGCAGAAGCUGCUUAUCUGAAAGGAGAUAAAGCCACUGCACUGACAGCCUAUACCAAUGCGCAAUAUGAUAAAGGGCAUGGGGUUACUGGCGGUGUCUUUUCUUUACCUGUCCUGUACCCGCGAUAUUCCCAAUGUAGCAGCACUGACGGAGGGCAACAGCAAUGCCGCUACCAUGCAGGUGUUUAA